GCUCUGCAACGUGAGUUUCAAGAGCAGUUACUGUGUGCUGUUGUAAUGCGUACUAUCACUCAAUGUUUUGGUCGUGGUGCCAUUGAUUUUCGUAGUUUUUCGCCUGCUGUCAAUCAGCCAUUGCUUUUUCCUCCUCUUUGUCUUCAAGCGAAGCUUUAUCCAUCAAACGCACAGAUUGAAAUGUCCCAAUCCGAGUUUUCAAAAGCUAUGUGUGAAUGGGGUGCUUUUUAUAAUGGUGUUGCCGCUGGACUUCGUUUAGGUGAUCACAGAAAUAUUCGUAUUGAUUGUGAAUGGCUGACAAUGAAUACUGUUAAUCGGAAUGCCAGCUCAGCCGGCCUAAUGUAUGCUUUUGGAUUAGGCGGACAUAUUGUGAACUUGAAUUUCUUCACUAUUCAUGAACUUUUGAGUAGCGAUCAUUAUAUGAUCAGUCUUGCGAUUUUGAUUGGGUAUGCUGUCGCUAAACGUACUUCUGCGGAUGUUCAGUUGUACAAAAUGAUCGUAACGCAUUUACCUUUUAUGAUGGGACCAACUUUACUCGAGUUGCACAUCGAUUUAAUGGUACAGACCGCUGCGCUUGUAUCGUUAGGAUUGCUUUUUGCACAAACUUCGCAUUUAGGGAUAUUAGGACAACUGAUAAAUGAAAUUGGUCGAGCUGCUUCACCAAAUCAGGAACCUUCUACAGAUCGUUAUUCUUAUACGCUCGGAGCGGGCUUUGCAGUUGGACUUAUCUCACUUGGUAAAGGCGAUGAUUUAUCUAAAAAUGUACCGUUUGUUGAGCGUUAUCCAUCAUUGCCUUCACGUCUUGUGAUUCUUAUGAAUGGUGGACGUCGAUCAUGUUGUGUAUUUCCCACUGAAAUAACAUCUGAUUUAUUUCCGAUUGUUAAUAAUUCUCGAAAUAAUCAGGCACAACAGCUGCGCUCCAAUUAUGCAAAGGAAUCUGAAAACGUAAAUCCUCACCUAACUGGAAGUGCUGCAACAAUUGCUCUUGGUCUGAUGUAUUUGCGAACGGGAAAUUCAUGGGCUGCAAAAAAUUUAGAAGUGCCAAAUUCGUUAUAUAUGAUUGAAACGAUUAAACCUGAUCUUAUUCUUUUGCGGUAUUUUUUUUAG
This is a messenger RNA of Dracunculus medinensis (Guinea worm), 1107 nucleotides long. NCBI's taxonomy places the organism in Eukaryota, Metazoa, Nematoda, Chromadorea, Rhabditida, Dracunculidae. The record is from the annotation of a GenBank genome assembly.